Impatiens glandulifera is the source of this 1162-nucleotide messenger RNA. RefSeq names its product E3 ubiquitin-protein ligase MIEL1-like. Gene Ontology annotation, cellular component: nucleus. Bases 112 to 915 code for a protein of 267 amino acids. The record is from RefSeq and is a predicted model, not a curated record. NCBI's taxonomy places the organism in Eukaryota, Viridiplantae, Streptophyta, Magnoliopsida, Ericales, Balsaminaceae. Gene Ontology annotation, molecular function: ubiquitin protein ligase activity; zinc ion binding. Gene Ontology annotation, biological process: protein ubiquitination; ubiquitin-dependent protein catabolic process. The transcript has 12 exons.
UACAUCUCUACCCUACCCACUUGAUACACACUAUUUUCACUCCUUCCUGGAUAUCUUCUUCUGCAUCUCCCCAAAUCAAGUUCCAUCUUCCUCUUUCCUUUUUUCUGGUAAAUGGAGGCCUCCAAGAACGAACGUCUUGAUUUUGGGAAGAUGGGUUAUGGCUGCAAGCAUUAUAGAAGGAGAUGCAGGAUUAGAGCUCCCUGUUGUAACGAAGUUUACGAUUGUCGCCACUGUCACAAUGAAGAAGCGAGUCUGUUGAAGUACUACGCCGAUCGCCAUGAAGUUAACAGAUAUGACGUCGACCGUAUCAUUUGUUCAGUCUGUGAUACAGAGCAGCCGGUCGCCCAUGUCUGCACCAACUGUGGAGUUAGAAUGGGAGAAUACUUCUGUGAUAUCUGCAAGUUUUAUGAUGAUGAUAUUGAGAAAGAACAGUUCCAUUGCAAUGAGUGUGGAAUCUGCAGGGUUGGUGGUCGAGACAACUAUUUCCACUGCAAAAAAUGCGGAUCGUGUUAUUCGGUGGGAUUGUUGGGCAACCACUCGUGUGUUGAAGAUUCAAUGAGGCACCACUGUCCAAUAUGCUACGAGUAUCUCUUUGAUUCGUUGAAAGACACAACUGUAAUGAGAUGUGGGCAUACAAUGCAUUACGAAUGUUAUCUGGAGAUGAUAAAACGAGACAAUUACUGCUGUCCUAUUUGCUCGAAAUCGGUUCUUGACAUGUCAAAAACCUGGAAAAGGAUAGACGAGGAGAUUGAAGCAACUGUCAUGCCUGAUGAUUAUCGCGAUAAAAAGGUGUGGGUUUUGUGCAACGAUUGUAACGACACGACGCAAGUAAUGUUCCACAUAAUCGGGCACAAAUGCGGUCACUGCAAAUCCUACAAUACGAGGACAAUCGAACCUCCUGUCCUUCCCCAAUGAUUACAAAACAAAACAUACAAAGAUUGUUUUGUUUUGUUGUUUAAAAACAUCAUAUCUCUAAUGAGGAGAGAAUUCCUUGUUUGCAUUUUACUACUCCAAUUAUUAUUAUUAUUGGUAUAGAAUUGAACUUUGUUAUAUUUAUUCCAAGCUUGAAUGUAAUUUGUUGUAUCAGUAUUUUGAAAUUUCCAAUGUUAUUUGUAAAUGUCUAUUAAAUUCUCUAUAUUACAAUUUUUAUUUUUAACAGCCA